Messenger RNA from Cotesia congregata, 729 nucleotides. NCBI's taxonomy places the organism in Eukaryota, Metazoa, Arthropoda, Insecta, Hymenoptera, Braconidae. The record is from the annotation of a GenBank genome assembly.
AUGUUAAUACAGACCGCGGCGUCUGAAAGUCGAAGGAACGACGGUAACUUAUUCUCUGUAAACGGCCCUGGCCAACAUAUAUACAAGUAUAAUGAUGAAGACGGCCACUUCUUAACAUCUUCUACUGAGAAAAUAAAUGAAGAUGGAUCGAAGUCAUUGAUAUAUGAGCGAGAGAUAAUGGAGAAGGCAAAAAACAACACUUAUAUCAUGCGUGUGACGGAAGAAAAAAUAAUUGAUCAACAAAAUUCCAAUGUUAUCAAGACUAUUUACACUAGAGUCGUUCAAAACAUCGACGACAAUAAUCCUAACAAGUCAACUUAUGAAACCUACCGGAGUGUGUCUAAUCCGAAUUCUCAAAAAAACAGUCUAUUUGGUGACGACUUACCAGCUAGCAAUAUGUUUAAACCGCGAGAAUUGGGGCCCCAUAUACCAGUGGGAGACUUAAAUGUUAAUUUAACUCAGAAUGAGUUUGACUUCACCCAACAUAAUAAAGUGCCUACGCCAUCAACUUCUGAUGGAAAUGGAACCCCAUCCGAACAAGCAAAUAAAGUAGUGUAUUUGAUGCCUGCCCCCCCGACCAGCAGCACUCGCUUCGCUCGUGCCGCAAAUGUCGGGGGCAGGCAUCAAUUUUUUUCAACGCAAUUUUUAACGUACUUUCGACCGCAUAGCAAGAAAAAUAGUAUACACUACAUGGGCAGAAAUUUGAGAGCCCUGAACUGCGUGCCAUGA